CCUUCUAAAACCUCACACUUCUCUCUUCCCUCAGACCCUAAAAUCUCUCUCUCUCUCUGCGCGAGAUCGAUCAUCCACCGUCUGAUUUAACCACCAACGGCCCUGAUUGCUCACCAGAAAAACGACAAUAAAUGUGAAUCUGUUUCUCUUUGUAAAGAGAAAGGUAUUCAGUAAUGGCUUCUCGAGCAAUUUUGAGGAGGAAGAGACUUAUUUCUGGUUAUGUGAAUGGCUCCACACGCUCAAUUCAAAGUUUCCCCUGUAUUGGUCAUGGGCAUGCUAUGCAAAAUUCGGAUUCACGGGGUUCAAGGUCCAGUGAGGAAUACCCUUUUACAUAUUUUAAUGGCAGGAGUGGUGGGGAUAAAGAUUCCAUGGCAAAAGAGGGAAUAUUAAGCUUUUCAGGUUUAGGACAAAUUAGGCAUAGAUAUUAUGGGACUAUGGUUUUGGGUUUGGGAAAUGUAAAAUCAGAGUACAUUUCUCCAAUGGGGAUCAGAAUGUCAGCACUGUUGAUUCGAAAUGCUUCUACAGCUGCAGCUAAACAGCCUAACAUGGGCAAUGAUGAUGAAGAAAAUGAAGAACUGAUGGAUAAAAAGAGAAAGGAAGCAUCUGCGGAGGAAUGUGAUCAAGCUGUUGAAGGUUUGAGUAGUGCAAAGGCUAAAGCGAAGGCCAAACGGUUGCAAGAAUCUCAGAAGGCUAAAUCUGUUUUGCAAAGAGUAUGGGCCACGUUUUUAGGGAUUGGUCCUGCUCUGAAAGCUGUAGCUUCUAUGAGCAGGGCAGAUUGGGCCAAGAAGCUUGUUCAUUGGAAAGAUGAAUUUAUAUCAACUCUGCAACAUUACUGGUUGGGUACUAAGCUACUCUGGGCUGAUACAAGGAUCAGUUCAAGAUUGCUAUUAAAACUUGCUGGUGGGAAGAGUCUCUCCAGAAGGGAGAGGCAACAACUAACGCGAACCACAGCUGAUAUUUUUAGGCUAGUUCCUUUUGCAGUUUUUAUCAUAGUGCCAUUCAUGGAGUUUCUGUUGCCAGUAUUUCUUAAAUUAUUUCCCAACAUGUUGCCAUCAACCUUUCAAGACAAGAUGAAGGAGCAGGAAGCACUGAAAAGGAGGCUAAAUGCAAGAAUAGAAUAUGCCAAGUUUCUCCAGGACACAGCGAAAGAAAUGGCAAAAGAAGUUCAGAACUCACGGAGUGGGGAAAUUAGAAAAACAGCAGAAGAUCUUGAUGAGUUUUUGAACAAGGUUAGAAGGGGUACCAGUGUCUCUAAUGAAGAAAUUUUGGGCUUUGCUAAGUUGUUUAAUGAUGAACUUACUCUAGAUAACAUCAGCAGGCCUCGUUUACUCAGUAUGUGCAAAUACAUGGGAAUCGACACUAAAUUAUUCAAAUUUAGUUUUUCAGAUGCAUACUUACGUUACAUGCUCCGAAAAAGGCUUCAGAGGAUUAAAGCUGAUGAUAGAUUGAUUCAAGCGGAGGGUGUGGAAUCCCUUUCAGAAGCUGAACUUCGUGAGGAUUGUAGGGAGCGAGGCAUGCUUGGAAAUCGUUCAGUGGAAGAAAUGCGCCAACAGCUUCAUGAUUGGUUGGAUUUGUCUCUCAAUCAUUCUCUGCCAUCUUCUCUUUUGAUCCUUUCCAGGGCUUUUGUUGUGUCCGGGAAGUUGAAGCUAGAGGAAGCUCUCCAAGCUACAAUCUCUUCUCUGCCAGAUGAGGUUACAGAUACAGUUGGUGUUACAGCUUUGCCAUCUGAAGAUUCUGUGUCAGGAAGGAGGAGGAAACUGGAAUAUCUUGAGAUGCAGGAAGAGCUAAUCAAGGAGGAGGAAGAGAAAGAGGAAGAAGAGCAAGCCAGAAUGAAGGAAUCUAAAGCUAGUCAAGAGGACCUGGCACUGAAAGAGAUGACUGGUCCAACAGCAAGAGAAGCACACGAACAAGCAAGAGAAAGAACAUUAGAAAAACAAGAGCACCUCUGUGAACUCAGUCGUGCAUUGGCUGUUUUGGCUUCUGCAUCUUCAGUAAGUAGAGAACGUGAAGAGUUUCUGAGCCUCGUCAAUAAGGAGAUAGAACUUUAUAAUAGCAUGGUAGAAAAAGAGGGUACUGAUGGUGAAAAAGAUGUUAUGAAGGCAUAUAGGGCUGCUGCGGCUGCUCGAGAAGAAAGUGAUAAUGCUGAUGAAGUGGCUGAAGGUGAAGAGGUUUCAUCGGCACUCAUAGAGAGAGUUGAUGCUAUGCUCCAAAAUCUUGAACAGGAAAUUGAUGAUGUGGAUGCCAAAAUCGGUGAUCGUUGGCGACUACUGGACAGGGAUUAUGAUGGGAAAGUAACUCCGGAGGAGGUUGCAUCUGCCGCUAUGUACUUGAAGGAUACAUUGGGCAAAGAAGGUGUACAAGAACUCAUUAGCAAUCUUUCCAAAGAUGGAGAUGGGAAAAUUCUUGUAGAAGACAUUGUCAAGCUGGGUAGUAGGGCAGAAGAUGCAAAUUCAGCUGAAGACGGGGGUUUGUAGAUAUAUUCUAGUUUGAUUUCCUAUUGUAGAUCUUGAUAGAUGCUCUCAAAUCUCACUCCUAAAAUGGUUCUGAACCAAAUUCCUUUUGCUUCAAGUUCCAGUGGAUAAUUAUUUUUGGAAGUUGCUUUUUUUUUUUCCUCAUGUAAAAAAGGUUUUUAAGACUGUUGUAGCAGUCUGAUGCAAAAGACAUGCUUGCUAGUAUAGUAAAAGUCACAUCCUGAUAGAUAGAGACAAUAUAUGUACACACACAACAAUACUAGGGCCUUCUAGGGUAUCCUAGCUAUUUUUUGCACUUGAAAUGAGAAAAAGAAAACCCUCCCUUAUAUUAGAUCUA
This is a messenger RNA of Quercus lobata, 2808 nucleotides long. RefSeq names its product LETM1-like protein (gene LETM1). The coding region runs from base 174 to 2474 and encodes 766 amino acids. Gene Ontology annotation, biological process: intracellular monoatomic cation homeostasis. Gene Ontology annotation, molecular function: calcium ion binding; ribosome binding. The record is from RefSeq and is a predicted model, not a curated record. Gene Ontology annotation, cellular component: mitochondrial inner membrane. The transcript has 15 exons. Lineage: Eukaryota; Viridiplantae; Streptophyta; Magnoliopsida; Fagales; Fagaceae.